CAAAUCCUUUGAUUAGAGUUGAGAGUUGAGAUGUUUGUGUAUUAAGAGACUUUCCUUUUUCCCUCUCAAGGCAUCCAAAACAAAGCAAAGCUUCCAAACGAUCAUUUUAAUUGCUCCAUUGUCACUUUUAUGAAAAAUCCCCAAGUCCCAUUCUUUGAAAAGCUAGGUUUGUAAUAUAAGGUCAAGAUAAUUAAGAAGAAGAAAAAGAAAAAGAAAAAGAAAAGGGAGCAUGUCUAUGAUCAUAAAAAGCAAGUUGAGAAGAAAUUUGAAGCAAGGCAGAAAGUGGUCAGGGUCAGUUUCAGGGUGAUUCCAAAAUUGACAAUGCGCAGCCAAAAUCAAAGUGGUGGGAAUUGCAAAAUCAGGAAAAGAGUGUCAUCAUCAUCAUCAUCAUCAUCAUCAUCAUCUUCAGUUGUUAAGAAUUACAGAUUCAAAAAGGCAAUUUUGGUGAGGAAAUCCAGAGCUACUGCUACUGCUGGAUCAACAACACCUGUACCCACUUGGAAGUUCAUUAUGGCAGCUUCACCUUUGCAAACAGUAUUCCAUAAUAAUAGUAAUAGUAAUAGUAAUAAUAAGAAUUAUGAUCAUAAUAAUGAGUAUGUUGGAGAAGGAAGUAAUCAUCAUCAUCAUGAAUAUGAUGAGGGCAAAGAGGCCAUGUCCGCAAGAAAAUUGGGUGCUACGUUAUGGGAAAUUAAUGGGUUGAAAUUGCAUUCAGCCUUUGGACUGGAACACAAAAGUUUUGAUGCUAUUGCUCAUCCACCUGCGCAGAUUGAUGGAUCUACUAAGGUGGGACUUGGAGGAAUAGGUCAUCGGAGAAGAUCUUCUUCAACAUCGCAGAAGCUUCAGAUUUCCAAGUAUAUCUCUGAAGGGAAACCCAAUUCCACUGAGGUAGGGAGUGAGGUGGCAGGACUAAGACAGAACAGUAAUCCCUGCGUCAAAACCCGAUUGAAGGAUGUUAAUAACAGCUUAAUUGCCUCAAAAGAGCUGGUAAAAGUGUUGUUCAGAUUUCUAUCCCAAGAGGAGAAAAAUUCAUCAAGGAUAACCUUGUUCUCUGCUCUUAGAGUAGAGCUUGAUCGAGCAAGACUACACAUGGAUAAGUUGAUUCAGGAGCAAUGCUAUAAUGACACCAAUCAAAGGGAUGCCCAGGAAAAAUCUGCUUGGAAGAGAAGAGAGAAACAGAGAAUACAGGAUACAGUUUCAGCCCUGGCAAAGGAACUUGAUAUUGAGAAAAAGCUGAGGAGGCAAGCUGAUAGACUGAAUAAGAAGCUGGGAAAGGAGUUAGCUGAUACAAGAGCUCAUUUCUCUCAGGCUAUGAAGGAGCUUGACUGUGAGAGAAGGUGUAGGGAAAUACUGGAACAAACUUGUGAUGAAUUAGCAAGAGGAAUCGGAGAAGAAAGAGUGGAGGCGGAGGAAUUGAAAAGAGAAACAGCAAAAGCAAGAGAGGAGGUUGAGAAAGAAAGACAAAUGCUUCAAUUGGCCGAUGUUUUAAGGGAAGAGAGAGUGCAGAUGAAGCUUGCGGAAGCUAGGUAUGAAUAUGAAGAGAAAAACGCAGCUUUGGAGAGGUUAAAGAGUGAGAUUCAUACCUACUUGAAAACGAAACAAGAUGGAGAUAGAGAUGGGGAUAGAGAUGGGGAUUCCCUUGAUUUUAAAGGGAAAACAGCUGAAUUGCAGGAUUUUCUUAGGAAAAUACAAGGGCAAGUGGAAGAUGAAGGAGAUCCCAAAGGAGGCUCGGGAGAUAGCAGCGAGCUUCACUCCAUCGAACUAAGCAUGGAGAAUAACCGAAGCUACAAGUGGAGCUUUGCUUGUGAAGAAAAUACAGACUCCAGAAGGGCCUCCAUGGAUGAAGUAUUCAAGGGUAGGAGAUCCCUUUCUGAAAAAAUUCAGUGGGAAACCAUUUGCUUGCAGAGAAAAACUUCAGAUGGGGCCAUAGAAUGGGAUUUCUCUGCUCCUGCCAACAACAAGCACGCUGGAAAUCUUAAUAAUGGAUCCUCAGAAAUUUGGCUUGAUCGUUUGGGUGAAAGAAAUGAAGGUGAAGACGAUCAACAGUUUAAAAGGUUAAACACGAGUGUUAAAUCUGAGUCUGCAAGUCCAGCCUUCUCUAUAGGAAAUUCCUCGCGUUUAAGGGAGGCUUGCAGCGCAAUUUUACAAGAUUUAGCAUCACGGAGAGAACAUCUUCAAGGGAACUCUUGGGGAUCCAAAAAAUGAAGAUUUUGAUUACAGUAUACCCUGUUUGUUUUCAUCUUUUGCAUUUUCUUAUCUUUUUUCUCAUUGGGUAAAACUUUUGUUUCUUACUUCACCUGUGUGUUCCUAUUUUGCAAUGAGAAAGAAGAGUAGAGAGGGACAUGGACAUACUAUGUAUUUCACAUACUUCAAAAUUAUUAAUUACAGUACAAUACUAUGUGAAUAGAAUUUUGUGGGAUUAUGUAUUGGUUCAUCAUGUUACACACAUUGUGUUUGUUCUUGAAUCUUGAUAUAAUUUAUGA
Messenger RNA from Amaranthus tricolor (Joseph's coat), 2480 nucleotides. RefSeq lists its product as uncharacterized. Bases 322 to 2202 code for a protein of 626 amino acids. Lineage: Eukaryota; Viridiplantae; Streptophyta; Magnoliopsida; Caryophyllales; Amaranthaceae. The transcript is spliced from 3 exons. The record is from RefSeq and is a predicted model, not a curated record.